Messenger RNA from Exophiala bonariae, 375 nucleotides. RefSeq lists its product as uncharacterized. The record is from RefSeq and is a predicted model, not a curated record. The transcript is spliced from 2 exons. NCBI's taxonomy places the organism in Eukaryota, Fungi, Ascomycota, Eurotiomycetes, Chaetothyriales, Herpotrichiellaceae. Bases 1 to 375 code for a protein of 124 amino acids.
AUGGGACUUGCAAAGACAGUGACUAUGAUCGCGCAUAUGCAUGAGCGUAUUCGCCGGAUUGAGCUCAUGAAGGAUGCAGGAGAGCAUAUCACCGACAAGAACAAGCCAAUCCUUUUCAUCGUUCCUCCCAGUCUGACCAGACAAGCCACGCGCGCCAUCAAGGUGUUCUCUCUGGACUUGGAACCUUUUGCGUACUAUGGCGAUGGUCGUAUACGAAGUGACAUUCAUGGCAAGCAAAUCAAGACCCUCUUAAAGGCUGACCACCCCUUCUUCGACGGUGGGAUAUAUCGCAAAGUCAUUGUCUCGCCUCAUCCUACUUGGCAAAGCCGAGACGGACCCGCGAAGCUCACAAAAUGGCGCAUGGAAAAUGGCUAA